CCCGCCUCGAGACAGAUCAGCUGCAAACACACGUAGUAGGCGGAGGCAAAGAGCCACACACACACACACACGCACUGGAGGAUCCCCAUCAGCUGUGGCUGCAACACAGCAAGGCAUUCCGAUUCUCUAUUUUCCUUUAACGCAGGAGCGCGAUUGUUUUUUAGGAUUUAAACUAUGCACCUAAACAGGGUGAAUAGGAAGCUUCUAUAAUCAACACCUCUUCUUAAAUAAGCGGUUCGUGGCGGGGAAAACAACACAGAUUUCUCAAGGGGGGCUUCGGAAGCAUGGAAUAUUUCAUGAUGCCGACAGAGAAGAUCCCUUCCUUACAGCAGUUCAAGAAAUCGGAGAAGGAUGUUAUCGGGGGGCUCUGUAGCCUGGCCAACAUUCCCCUCAGCCCAGAGACGGCUCAGGACCAGGAGAGGCGUAUUCGCCGUGAGAUCGCCAAUAGCAACGAGCGCCGGCGCAUGCAGAGCAUCAACGCCGGCUUCCAGUCCCUCAAGUCCCUCCUGCCCCACACGGACGGCGAGAAGCUCAGCAAGGCAGCCAUCCUGCAACAGACGUCGGACUACAUUUUCGCCCUGGAGCAGGAGAAGACCCAGCUGCUGCAACAGAACAACCAGCUGAAGCGGUUCAUCCAGGAGUUCAGCAGCUCGUCGCCCAAGAGGAGGCGAGCGGACGAGAAGGACGAGGGGAUUGGCUCCCCCGACGCUCAGGAGGAAGAAAAAGGGGAGGAGUUUCGGAGGGAGAUGCUGGAGCUACGGCAGCAGCUGGGCAAGGAGCGGUCAGCUCGCUUGCUGCUGGAGGAGCAGGUGCACACGCUAGGCAACCACCUGCACCCGGAGCGGCUGAAGGUCAUCACCCAGGAGCUGGAAGCCCAGGCCCAGCUGCAGAGCCAGACCCUGCUACGGCUGCAGCAGAUGCACGGGCAGACCACCGAGAACCACGCACACAGCCCCAAGAUCAAGGCCCCGCCCACCCCUCCAGCCCCCACCCACCACCCCACCGUCAUCGUCCCGGCCCCCACACUACUCCAGCACCCGCAUCAUCACGUCACCGUGGUAACGCUGAGCCCCAGCGCCCAGACCAGCACUGUGUCUACGUCCAGACAGAACCUGGACACCAUUGUGCAGGCCAUCCAGCACAUCGAACGCACCCAGGAGAGGAGGUGCAGCGUGGAGGAGGAGCAGAGGCGGGCGGUCAUCGUCAGCCCCGCCCACGUUGCCAUGGACACCACCUGCUCCGACACAGACACUGACACUGAGGGGGAGGAGCGCUCGAUGAACUGACCCGUGGCUUGCAUGCAAAAGCUGCAUUAGACGCGCGCGCACACAAACACGCGCCAACCGACACACACCAAACACACACAAACACACACACACACACACACACACACACUGUAGUUGCCUCUUGACGCGAACAAGUUAUUUUUUUUAGACGAUCCGUUAUCCCCCCCCCCCCCCACACACACUCACUGUUAAGUCACGUAUUUCCCUCGUACUGGAAACCAGGACAACUCCACUGUAAGCACCAGUGUCCUUCGGAAGACAAUUUCCUCGUUGACCAAUUCUAAUUUGUUUACACGGUUAACGAACCGGUUCCAGCGGCUAAAUGAGCCGCUAAGUAACCGGGAAGUGCAACUUCGCGAACCCAAUAAACGUAAGUUUGUGUUCGGAGGUGUUCCCUCUUUCCUGCACUGUUGCGAAGCUGCUUGAUGCUAGAGCAGAAAAAAAACCGUCAGCGAAACCAGUCGUCCUCCUCCAAAAAAAGAUACUUUUCAAUCCUCCGUCCUUUUUUGUUUCAUUUAAUAUCUCAUUUAAUAUCUCAUCACGUGCUACUUACAAUCGUGGCGUCAGCGCUGCCCGGCUCCAGUAUACUCAUUGACAGUAUUAUGUGUGUGCUGCAAAUGAAUAGACUCGACGGAGAGUUGAAUGUAAUACAGCUCGGGGCAGGCUGAGCCCCUAAGUGCUGAGGGUGCGUUCAGAGGGGUGCACUUAUUUCCCCCCUUCGUCUGGCCUCAUGUGUGCCACCCUGCUGGCUUAAGCUGCGAUAAAGUGGAUGAAGCUCAACAAAAAGAAAACUAGGAAUCAACGAUUCAUCUGAUGGACUCAAACCAAAUUGAUCCAUGUUUGAUCCUGUGUUUUGGAUGUAACGAGUAAGAUUAAGCUAAACCAUCAAUCAAGUCAAGAAGGGGCUUUUCCUUCUUUGUUUUGCAGUGUUACUGAAUGUAUGUGGCGGGAGUGUCUCGCUCUUUGACUUAAACAACUGACUUAGUGUAUAUUGUCGAUGCGAGACGCGGCCUUGGGCUAGAUAACUGGAAUGGUUAUUAAUCUUCAGAUUGCUUGUCAGAUAUUGUUCUCUAUAGAUACACACACACAGCUAUACACAUAAUCGAAGCUGGUUCAUCCAGAAAUCUGUCCCCUCUUCUGCUACAAAUAAUGACGUAUGUUAAGAACAUAAACAUACCAUACCCCCUGAACCAUUGAGAUUAAAAACGGGACGCAUUUAUUUGGAAUCUAACUAAAUCGGGUCCCAGGUUUUAUCGUUUAAACAAGGCCUCUUUAAAAAGCAUCGGCUGAGCAUCUCAGACAUGUUGGACCGUUGUGACUAUGCACUCGCUUUGGGCAUUUAUGCAAUUCCAUCUCCAGUGACUGUUUGAAAUGAGGAAGGGAUCAUCUAUGCACCGUUUCUAGACAUGUACUUACCAAGCAUCUCUUGCUUACAUCUUAGAAUGUAACGUUGUACCUUCUGUGUGCUCUGGGUCUAUAUAGUGCUUUUCGGAGCACUAAGGGAGACCCCCUAUUUGUUUAUCCUUACACUACCUAGUGCACUGGCAGGGAGGGUUAACGAAACUGAUGGUAACAUCUUCAUAUGUAGUCUUUUAUCGCUCUUGAGGAGGAGAUUAAUCUCGGCUUGAAUGUGCCAGAGCUGGAAAACAGUCAACCGUCUCUGGUGGGCAAACGCGCAGAGAGCCAAACCUACACCUAAAACUACAUUACGAAUCAAUUUAUUCCGUUUUGAAUUUGAGCCACGUCUAGGUAUCCUGGAAAACAAUGCAAACAAUGAAAAUAGGUAAAAAUGUGGUUGGUAAAAGAGGUGCUUUUAAUGGGUGGUGUGUGGACCUAUCGAAAGGGCACCGUUGAAUAGUUAUUGUUUUUAUUUGUGUCGUCUGCUCAGUGCACUGCACUGAAAAUGAGAUUGUUCCCCUUCCCCCCCGCCUGCAGACAGCAGACCCACUCCCCCCCCCCCCCUCCCCCUUAUAUCCUGCGUCUCUGUUGUCCAACUGGAAUCCCGCCCGGGGAAUGUGGCCAUGUAUCGCUCCUGUUUUCAUACGCUGACUUGAUGCUGUAAACAUUCCAUUUAUUUGAAUCUUUAUCGUUCUUUGUUUGGUCAUGUACGUCACGUUGCCGUGUGAACCUGUUUUCGGGGGGGGGGGGGGGGGGGUUACGUCAGUGGGUGCUCUAUAGGUCUGUCAUGGCUCAUUCCCCUGGAAGCCUGGGCUGCUUCCUUCCUACGUCUCCAUGUCUCACCAUCAACGUGUGGCCACCGGUCCAGCUAGGGGCCACAUUCACACCGGUUGGGGGGCCCUUCAUGCUUUUCUCUGUCAUACUAUAUACCCUUUUUCUUUAAAAACCACGAGAGGUGGGAGAUUCUAUGUACAUAUUUUAAGCGUAGCCUUAGCCGGUUUUAUAUCUUUAUUGGAGAGAUGUUCAAAUUUAACAGUCAGGGCUGAGGCUGGGGCGGCGACGGCUCCCUCUUAAUGUGUCUGUGUGUGGCAGCACUCCUCUCCUUUGGGCCAGAUACCAGAUGAUUGAUACGAAGCACUUGAUGUUUUAUGCUGCCCCAAUCAAGGAUACCGAAGGUGUUGUUUUUGCCAUUUCUAAAAAAAAAGAAAGAAAAAGAAGCAGUUCUUUUCCGUUACCAAACCUGAGCAGCUGUUGUUCUUUUGCUUUUUUUUUUAUCCUCCGAAAUGAGGAAACAUUUUAAUAUUUCUGAUUUAUUUUUGUUCACCUGUCCUGUUCCCUGAAAUGCUGUUAUAUUUUGUUUAUAAAAACCUGGAUAAACAGGCCUUAUGGAUGAAAAAAAAAAUGAAAUAAAAUUUGUACUUUUUUUCUAAAUAA
This is a messenger RNA of Gadus macrocephalus (Pacific cod), 4118 nucleotides long. RefSeq names its product transcription factor AP-4 (activating enhancer binding protein 4) (gene tfap4). The transcript has 7 exons. Lineage: Eukaryota; Metazoa; Chordata; Actinopteri; Gadiformes; Gadidae. Bases 285 to 1286 code for a protein of 333 amino acids. Gene Ontology annotation, cellular component: nucleus. Gene Ontology annotation, molecular function: RNA polymerase II cis-regulatory region sequence-specific DNA binding; DNA-binding transcription factor activity, RNA polymerase II-specific; protein dimerization activity. The record is from RefSeq and is a predicted model, not a curated record. Gene Ontology annotation, biological process: regulation of transcription by RNA polymerase II.